AUGUAUUCCCAUCAUUCUCACUCAGGUGAUUAUAUAGCCCAUGGUAGCGAUCCACUGGAUGAAAUUAUUGCUCGCGUUUAUGAAUUAAAUUUCCACACCUACUGUUUAACCGAACACAUGCCAAGGAUAUCACAACAGUACCUGUAUCCGGAAGAAUACAUAUGCAAUGAUGUUAAUAAGGACUUGGCUUUAUUAUCGGAAAAUUUUGAAAAAUAUUUAAAACAUGCCUCAAAAAUUAAAAACAAUGCUUGUGUUGAUCCUUAUAUAAGAACCUCAAUUUUAAUAGGCAUGGAAGUCGAAGGCUGUGAUGAGGAACAUCUCAAAUUAGCCAAUAGAAUCUUGCAACAGAACUCCAACGUGAUUCAAUUUGUGGUCGGUUCGUGUCAUCAUGUUAAUUCUGUACUUAUAGACUUUGAUGCAACAUCAUGGAUGAAAGCUCUCAAAGAAACCUCCAACAAUAAUUUAAGACAAUUAUUUAAAGAUUAUUAUAACUUACAAUAUAAAAUGUUAACUGAAAUAAAACCAUUAGUAGUUGGUCAUUUUGAUUUGAUUAGAUUAUACUUACCUUCAACUUUAAGAGUAAACACUAAUACAGGCAAAGUUGUUACAGACCAGUACAGUGGUGGUACACCGGUAUCUGAAAUUCAAAACAUAAUGACAUAUUGGGAAGAUGUCAAAGAAUUAAUUGUGCGUAAUUUGAAGUUUAUAGAUUCGUAUGGUGGUUGUGUCGAAAUAAAUACUAGUGGGUUACGUAAAAAUUUAAUUCAACCAUAUCCACAUAUUGAAGUUGCCAAUUUAGUCAAGCAGUAUUGUAGUGGCAGAUUUGUACUAAGCGACGAUGCUCAUAGUGUUUCUCAGGUAGGUACAAAUUAUUCAAAAGCCUUAAAGUAUAUUACCAACGAUCUAAAACUAGACUAUCUAUAUUAUUUGUCUGAUAAAAAUGCUAUUGAUCAUAGAAUUACUGUUGAAAAGAUAUCUAUAAAAGACCUGGUUAAAGAUCCCUUCUGGUCAAAUGAUGUAUAA
This is a messenger RNA of Saccharomycodes ludwigii, 1023 nucleotides long. It is a transcript of the gene HIS2, whose product is annotated as histidinol-phosphatase. NCBI's taxonomy places the organism in Eukaryota, Fungi, Ascomycota, Saccharomycetes, Saccharomycodales, Saccharomycodaceae. The transcript has a single exon. The record is from RefSeq and is a predicted model, not a curated record. Gene Ontology annotation, molecular function: histidinol-phosphatase activity. Gene Ontology annotation, cellular component: cytoplasm. Bases 1 to 1023 code for a protein of 340 amino acids. Gene Ontology annotation, biological process: L-histidine biosynthetic process.